This is a messenger RNA of Histoplasma mississippiense, 1947 nucleotides long. RefSeq names its product CLPTM1 domain protein. Gene Ontology annotation, cellular component: endomembrane system; membrane. The record is from RefSeq and is a predicted model, not a curated record. The transcript is spliced from 4 exons. Lineage: Eukaryota; Fungi; Ascomycota; Eurotiomycetes; Onygenales; Ajellomycetaceae. The coding region runs from base 1 to 1947 and encodes 648 amino acids.
AUGUCGGGUCGCAGGCAACAACAAGAAGAGCAAGGCCUAGGUUCUUUCAUCAGGACUGCCCUUCAAGGUUUGGCCUUUUUCGUCGCAUCCCAGUUCCUUUUUUCGCAAAUACUCGGGACGUCAAAAUCAGGACAAAAUAGCGGAAAUGUCGGUUCUGUUUCUGGGGGAAAUGCGGCCAUUCCAGCGUUCACGGACCGGCCGGACAUCCGUAGCAUUCCGAACGCGACUAUCGUCCCUUACAAGGUCGCACCGAUAUGGCCUAUGAAUAGCUCUGUAGACAUCUCCAUUUACGUCUCGCCAUCUACCAGCAUCCAGUCGCUGGAUACUCUCCCAGAGGACGCAAAAGUGCUCGAGGAGAAGAAUUUUACUAUCGGUGAUUGGGAUGACACUAGGGAAAUCGUGACGAGCUUCAAAGUGCCGAAAGAAGUGCAACAAAAUGGGACGCUAUGGGCGCAUUUUUACAUGUCGCUUAGUGGACAUCCAUUGAAUCCAAACGACAAGGGUUAUAGCUCUGCCAAUGCUGUUUACUUCUGUCGCCUUCUGAACCACUAUUUGCCUAAAAAGAAAGUGAAGAAGCUAAAAAAUCUGCUUAGCGCAGAUGAAGCAGAAGACGAUGAGGUACUCCCACAAGGGAUUCAAAUAGGGUCGUUUUAUCACCCUAACUUCACCCUCUCGGUCAUCCCGGAUACCGGGAUUGUUACUUUGCCCUCAAUGGCUCCAGCUGCGCGACAAUAUCUCCAGCUUGAAACAACAGGUGCGAGAGAUGCCACUGGCCAGAAUGGAUGGUAUUAUCCAAUCCUUUUCGUCAAUACGUUUUGGCAGUUGAAGAGCCAUAUGAUUGAACUAAAUUCCACUGUUGAAACCUUGCCCCUCCAUAUCACGUUAAAAAACUUGCAGAAUUGGAAAUUCACACUGCUGGCCAACAUUGACGAGAGCACAAAGCAAAAUCAAAGACAAGCUGCAAGUGGGGGGCCCUUCCCUGCUGGUGGUGAUGGAAGCGAAUUCGAAACUUUUAAGGAGAUCUUGUUGGACACUAAUAGCUAUCUUUUGGCUACCACAUUCUUCGUCAGCAUCCUCCAUAUGAUUUUCGAAGGGCUUGCAUUUAAGAAUGAUAUUUCUCACUGGCGUCAGAAGAAAGAUUCAGUUGGCACUUCUCUUCGCACCAUUCUUGCGAACGUCUUUAUGCAAACCGUCAUUUUCCUGUACCUUCUCGAUAACAGCGAGGGCACCUCUUGGAUGAUUCUCGGGGGACAAGCUUUUGGCAUUGUCCUGGAAGCAUGGAAGAUCACCAAGACCGUUGAUAUUAGACUUCGUCGCCCACGGCCGGGAUCGGCUUUCUCGUUUCUGCCAUACGUUGUUGUCUUUGAAGAUAAACACAAGCUCAGUGAGACAGAACAGAAAACGAAAGAAUAUGAUGAAAUAGCUUUUAGGUAUCUUUAUAUUCUCGCGGUCCCAUUGCUGGCUGCAUAUGCAGUUUACAGCCUUAUGUAUGAAGACCAUAAGUCAUGGUACUCCUUUGUGAUCGAAACCUUGGUGGGCAGCGUCUACGCUUACGGAUUCCUUAUGAUGGUACCCAGCCUCUACAUUAACUACCGUUUGAAGUCUGUCGCACAUAUGCCCGGAAAAGCGCUCACGUAUAAAUUCCUGAACACAUUUAUCGACGAUCUCUUCGCGUUCACUAUUAAGAUGCCUACUCUCCAUAGAAUCGCCACACUUAGAGACGAUGUUAUCUUCUUUAUUUGGUUGUAUCAGAGCUACAAAUACAAAGUUGACUAUACCCGUGUCAAUGAAUUUGGUCAGGGUGGAGAGGCGGAAGAAAAUGAAGAAACCAAACCCGAAGAACAACCAAAGUCUCUCAAGGACUCUGAACCUGUUACUGCUUCAGAGCCUGAAACAAGUACAUUAGGAACUAAAACAACAACGGAAUCUGUUCGCAAGCGGAAGUAA